Molecule: messenger RNA, 535 nt
Organism: Parathielavia appendiculata
Lineage: Eukaryota; Fungi; Ascomycota; Sordariomycetes; Sordariales; Chaetomiaceae
Exons: 2
Coding region: 60-368 (102 amino acids)
Source: RefSeq, a predicted model, not a curated record
CAACACAUUCUCACGCUCAACUCUUCUUUCGUCAGCAAACACAACAGCCUAGGUUCACCAUGGUCAAGUUCUCAUCCAUCGCCGUGGCCCUCGCCGCCACUAUCACCGGUGCUCAAGCCGCCUUCAAGAGGCCUUGCGUCAGUCCCUACGACGUUUGCGGCUGGACUUUGCUCAACAGCGACUUUGGCUAUGACCCUGCUAGUCUUCAGGAAGCCACGUCUGCUGCGGGCCAGGACCCUACUAACGGCACCAUCGUCUAUGACUCCAUCUACAACUGCCGCGAGGGUGGCGUCAUUGUGUGGAACCACCACUGCGACAAGGGCUGUGACGGUGCUAUUUGGGUGCCGAACGCCAACUGCCGGGCUUAAACGCAGCAGCUCGUCGAGAUGAGGGUGGAAGGACAGCCAAAAGAGAUCUGACAUCGUUCCAAGUUUCAAAUGUUGCCCCGGCUCUCCACCACAAUCUGUACUUAGACCAGCUGGCCAGCCAUUGUUCCUUCAUUCUGAGUCAGCUCAUAUUAAUCAAUAUAUCGUCC